Molecule: messenger RNA, 2107 nt
Organism: Solenopsis invicta (red fire ant)
Lineage: Eukaryota; Metazoa; Arthropoda; Insecta; Hymenoptera; Formicidae
Gene: slx1
Product: structure-specific endonuclease subunit slx1
Exons: 4
Coding region: 1083-1883 (266 amino acids)
Biological process (GO): double-strand break repair via homologous recombination
Cellular component (GO): Slx1-Slx4 complex
Molecular function (GO): 5'-flap endonuclease activity; crossover junction DNA endonuclease activity
Source: RefSeq, a predicted model, not a curated record
CAUCCGCUCUUAAGAUUUUUUUCUUGGAAUGUUCCAAAGAAUCCGCUCUUAAAAGAGGAUGCGAGCUUUUUAGGACACCCUGUAUAUAUUUAUAUAAAAAUUAUUAAGUAAUUAUAAAUUAUCAAUAAUAAUAAUAACAACAACAAAAACAACAACAACAAUAAUAAUAACAACAACAACAACAACAAUAAUAAUAAUAAUACUGACGUUCAUCUUCAUUAAAUUUAUCAAUUUUUAUACAAGAUUUAACUGAAUUUUUGUUAUGCGCGGCGUAUACAACAAUUUAAAAGAAACAUAUUGAUCGAACAAUUAUCUAGAAUUAAGUGUAAAGAGUAUCUAAUUCACUUUCAUCUAUUUUAUAGAGUUUGCAAUUAAAAUACAAAAAAAUCAACAGAUUUCUUAUAAUAAAAAUUCUUAUGUCAUGGAAAAGAGAAAAGUUGAGUGCAUAAGUCGAUAAAGAAGCUCGUCUGCUCACAAAGUGAAUGCUGCAUGACGAAUGCUAACACCAGCCACCAGCUAACACUAACACAUAGCAGAUAGUAGCUCGUAUCCAUACAUCUCGUCGUAUCUCGUAUGUCGUUGAGCCGGUUGAACGCGUCUUCAAAGCAAUAUAACCUAUAAUUUCUACUACGACUUAUAUUACUAUCAUUAAUAGAAAGUAAUAAUAAAUAUAUAAACAUAUAUGUUCCCUAUGUACAGAUUUCCAUCUUCUAAUAUUCAUUUUGUGUUUUUAAAGAUGUUUUGUUAUUUCCAUCAUGUGAAAACUAGAACAAGAACAGAUACAAAUAGAAAGGAACGGAGAAUCUUUAACCUUAUUUCUCAUAUUCUCUAUUAUUAUCUAUUAAAAUUAUAUGAAAUUAUUGAAAUUUUUAUAACUGAUUUUUUGUGCUCUAAUGCUUAUCGAGUGCAUGUAAAAAUAAUAAAGAAUAUAAAAUUCUUUGCCUUUGUCAACUAAUAUUUGUAAUAACUAUUUAAAUUUCAAAAGUACAAGAAAUAUAUAACUAAUAAAAACAUUCUGUAUUCUUAUAAAUCCAAAUAAUAUGAUUCAACAGAAAGGAAAACUGAUAUAAAUAUACUCAAGAAUGGAAGAAGAACCAGAAAUAAUAGAACACUUCUUUGGAGUAUAUUUACUGUAUUGUAUGAAUCCAAAAUACAAAGGGAGAACCUAUAUAGGUUACACUGUGGAUCCAAGACGCAGAAUUAAACAACAUAAUGCUGGUAAGAACCAUGGUGGAGCUUGGCAAACUAGUAAAAGAGGACCGUGGAACAUGGUCUUAAUUGUCCAUGGAUUUCCUAACAGUACAUCUGCACUUAGAUUUGAAUGGGCUUGGCAACAUCCUCAUGUUAGUAGACGAUUGAAGCACAUACCUAAGAAGAAGGCAUCACAGAAGAUAUUUGAUUUCCGUUUGGUUGUCUUGUCUGAAAUGUUGAAAAUUGGACCUUGGUGUCGUCUACCUUUAACAGUACGAUGGUUGGACUAUGAGUUUUCCAAAAAAUAUUAUGGACGCAUAUCUCCACCGUUACACAUGCCCAUAUGCUAUGGAAAAAUUACCAGUUGUAAAGUUAAACAAAAAGCUAAAAAGGACAAUAUUUUACAAGAAUCACACUUGCCAAUGGAAAAGUCACCAAUGUUCUGUUCUCUUUGCGACUCGAAUGUGACGGAGGAAGAUUCUAUCACUUGUAUAAAACCAAAAUGCCUUUUAAUUGUCCACUUAAUCUGUUUAGCAAAAGAAUUCUGCAAAGAAAUGAUUUUACCGAUUGAGGGCACUUGUCCUGCGUGCAAGUCUAAUGUUCUUUGGGGAGAUCUUAUAAGAAAAAAGAAUGGCUGUUAUCAAGAUCUUAAAGAAAUUAGUACUGAUUUUUCUAGCGAUGAUGAUAUUUGAGCACUGUAUUAAAUAACAAAUAAUCUUAUGUAAUUGUAAUUAAAUAUGAAUUUUUUAUCUUGUACCUUAAAUCAGCAAUCAAAAUUAUACUGUCACAAAUUCAUAUCAUCGAGGAACAGCUAAAUUGUAAUUAUAUGUACAUAUAUAAGAUAUUAAUUUUUAUACUACAUAUGUAUAUGUGUAUAUAUGCUACGUUUAUCUAAUAUAUAUUAUGUUUAUAGUUC